This is a messenger RNA of Entrophospora sp. SA101, 2658 nucleotides long. The record is from the annotation of a GenBank genome assembly. Lineage: Eukaryota; Fungi; Glomeromycota; Glomeromycetes; Entrophosporales; Entrophosporaceae.
AUGCCUCCAACACAAAUCCAAUCUAAUUCAGUAAUAAAUUCACACAAUAUUAAUAACAAUCAUCAAGUUGACUUUCCUGUUGACUCCAUUAUAAGCGAACCUAAACUCUAUGUAAGUGACUUACAAUUUAGUAUCACUGAAAAUGAACUUCGUGACUUAUUUGAGGACAUUCAACCCACAAGUAAAUUGGACGCAUAUAAUACUUAUUUAAGCCUACAUAUUAAUGACCCAACCUCUGGAAUUUAUGACCUACAAACACAAACAAAUGCCCUUAUUUUACAUGUCAGACAAUUAAGUACAACCAACACGAAUAUUAGCUUGUUCAAUAUAUUUAGACCUUAUGGGCCUUUGUUUUCCGUUAGGAUGCAAGUCCAAGAUAACAAAUUUAAAGGUUCUGCUUUCGUACAAUAUUUUAGAAAAGAAGAUGCCGAUAAAGCUGUUGCUAAUCUGAAUUCUAAGGAUAAUAAAGCAAUGAUUGUUCAAUAUCAUCGUCAUAAUAACAAUAAAGCUCCAAAUCGUCCUAUCGUAGAUCCAUGUAAUUUAUUCAUUAAAAACCUCGACUCGAAUAUUUCCAGUAGUGAUCUUUUUAGCCAAUUUCGUAGAUUUGGUAAAAUUAUUAGUGCUCGUGUAAUGCGAGACCAAGAAACCGGCAAUUCUAAAGGAUUUGGUUUUGUUAGUUAUUCCAGUUCUGAAGAAGCUGACAAAGCUAAACAAUCUAUGCACGGUAAAACUCUUGGUGCUAAACCAAUUGUUGUAAGACUUCACGAACCUAAAAAAUUACGUGAGGCUAAAUUGGCAAAUCAAUUCAGCCCUAACACCGGUGGUAGUGAUCUCGAAGAAAAAGAGGUUUUAGAACCUAAUCUGGCUCUCAGGUUACAAUCCAAACUCAUUAAACGCAUAGCGGAAUUUUUAGAUUCACGAGAUCGAUACAAUUUAUGUUUGGUUAAUAAGACAUGGUCUCCAACUGCUAUGAAUGUAUUAUGGUCAGAGCCAAUUUUCAAAACGCCAGAUUCUCUUGACUCCUUUCUCCGUGCGGUCAAACAAUCAAAACAACGUGCUUUAAGAGUACGCGUUCUCAACCUAUGUGCUCCAGAUGAAAGCGUCACAAAUUCUUUUGCGCCAGUUUUGAGCUCUGAACAUCCUGUACACAAAACAAUGUCAAGAUAUGUUUUAUCAAAACCAACCUUUAUAACAAGUCUCGUUGAACUAUGUGAAAAAUUACAUAGGAUCAAAGUGUAUGGAUGGAAUCUAACAGAUCAUCACGUACAAUCUUUAUCACAAUAUUGCCCGGAACUUAAAGAAAUCCUAGUUGUUGGCAAUAGUCAAUUGACUUAUAAAGCAUUCAAUUCACUAAUGAGUUGUAUACCUAAUCUUCUUGUAUUGGAUUUGGAUGGCGAUUUUAAUCUUUCUGAUAAUUUUGCAGAAGCAUUAGCAAUCAAAUGCCCAUCGCUAGUCUCUCUUAAACUUUCAACAAAGGCAAUAUCUGAAAAAGGGUUUGAUAUAUUAGCAACAAAAUUAACAAAACUCAAUAAUUUAGUAUUACAAAAUUGUUCCAACCUUACUGAUAAAAAUAUAGAACAUUUUGCAGAAAAAAAUCCUAAACUGCAAAAUCUUCAAUUAUUGGGUGAAACACUCACAAUAAAAUCAUUUAAAGUUGUAAUGUAUCUGAAAGAAUUAAUAAAUUUUGAUCUCAGGUGCUUACAAGAAGUUGAUAAUCUGUCAAAUGAAAUAGAAUGGUUAAGACCAGUUUGUCACAACCUGCGUAUUAUCACGCUUGAAAACUUACCAAUUAAUGAUGACGCAAUUUCAGCAAUCACUGUGCACUGUAAACAUUUGGAGAAAAUUGGACUUUCAAAAUGUCCACAUAUUACAAAUAACUCGAUCAACAGUAUUGCAAAAAAUGAAAAUAAUCUUUAUGUAUUAGACCUAAUUGAAUGCAAAAACGUCACAGAUAUGUCUCUUAAAUAUCUUGGUCGUAAAACCAAUUCUUCACUUACCCACAUUAUUAUAGACUCAUGUGGUCAAUUUAUUCCAGAAACUGUGCACUGGUUUGUCAAAUCUUCACCAAAACUUGAGAAAAUAGUUUUCAAUGGAACACCUUCUAUUACCAAUUCUUUUGUUUAUCAAUUUGCCACAGAACAACAAAAUGCAAGCUAUGACUCAGACUCAGUUGGUGAUGCUCAUCAAAAAUGCACCAUUGAAAAAGAAAAUAUCAAAAAAUUAGCUCAAUUCCAACAGAAAAUGCCUCUCUCAUUCCCAAAUAAAGAUAAACUUGAUGCAUUAUCUUCAGAAUUAGUUACUCCAAAUAGCAACAUUAAUUUUUAUCAUUGUAUGUCACCACCACAAUCUAUGACUGCUAAUGAAUUUCAAAGUGAAUAUUUUCAGAAUAUACCAGAUACAAAAAGUUCCUUCAGCACCACUUCAGUUUCAUCCUCAUCCAAUCAUUCACAAUUACAAGAUAAUCAUUUUUCAGAAAAAACUCCUAUAAAUGGUCGUAAAGAUUUUAAUUCAAUGGAACAUCAACAAGAAAAAGGAAGAAAUGGUUCUUCAGCGGUUCAGUAUUCAACUUCGACUAUUGAAAUAGAUAUUGAUAAUAAUAUUGAGAAAAUGCCACCUAUAAAACUUCCUCAAAUUAAACCAUUGAUAGUCACAUUGUGA